Molecule: messenger RNA, 1416 nt
Organism: Anthonomus grandis grandis
Lineage: Eukaryota; Metazoa; Arthropoda; Insecta; Coleoptera; Curculionidae
Product: C-reactive protein 1.1-like
Exons: 5
Coding region: 353-1339 (328 amino acids)
Source: RefSeq, a predicted model, not a curated record
UCCCUGAUAAUCGCUGAAAAGCGGUAAAAGAUACCAAGGUGCGUCCACGCCAAGAACUAAGUCGCUGUCGGAAGUGGAAAACCUUUAAAUCCUAUUUAUUAACGGCUUAUUAACGUAUACAUAUUUGUGUGUCUUUCACCGAUUAGCGAAAAAGUUAAAUAGAUAAUUUGUGUUAUGAACACGGUCGUUUGUUGACAAAGUUUGACGCGAUCGUUUUGCAUGUGUGAAAUGGGCGAAAGUGCUUCGGUUUAUGAAUAGAAAAGACGGUUUUUUGAUUGGUGGAAUGUGGUGGAUCUUUUUUUAUAUAUUUUAAUUAGUGUUUUAGCUAAAAGGGAAGAAAAAAAAAACGAAAAUGAAAUUCGAAGGAAACGCAUUUCUUAUCCUGGCGAGUUUUUUUCAAGCGGUAUUAGGGAAACAACAAACGCACGAGCACGGGAUGGUUCCUAAAGUUUCCCUUACACAGAAAGGUUAUAUUCAGUUUCUCAGAUACGUGGUGGAUGUACCGGACAUCACUGAAUACACUUUUUGUAUAUGGGUUAGGAGCAACAAUUUGACUCAUAACCAUCCUUUACUCUCCUAUUCAAAGCAUGAAGAAGAACGUUUGAUUAGAGCCUGGAUAAGUCCCUUGGGAACUCACUUAAACCUGGAAAUCUUACAGGUUCCAGUGUUUGCGGUGCCAGUUCACUUAGUGGAGAACGAGUGGUAUCAUAUUUGUCAAUCUUGGUCCACGUUUUUGGCACAAUGGAGUUUGUAUCUUAAUGGGAAAGCGAUUGCUAAUGGGCAUGCGCAAAAGCUACGAAACGCCAUUAUUCCUGCAAAGGGUGACCUCGUGGUAGGCCAAGAGUACACCGACUUCGACAAAGGACUCGACGACGGUAUCGAAGGAGAUAUCUCAGGAUUCAACCUGGUCCUGGCCUCAGCAUUUCCGAAAACAUCCAAGAAAAACCACUUGUCCAAAAUCCACAUCACUCCCAACAACAUUUUCAAAAGAGAAGCCACUCGAAGGGUUUUACUGAGGCCACCGAAUAAAGUACAAAUAAGACGCCAAAUAUGGGACGAGAGUCUGGAACUAUUUGCUCAACAUAAGCUAGUGCCUUCACUUCCACUGGAAGGUGUUCGUAAAUAUCCUCAAGAAGGAAAUUUCUUAGGAAAGUCUGAUCAGUACUAUAUAGAUAAGCCACUAGGGCUCCUUCUGGUGGAACUAAGCAACGACUGUGGGUACUUAAGGGGGGCACCGUUGAGUGGUAAAGGAGUACUGGUCAGCUGGACUAAGACGGAAGUGAGAGUUUUCGGUGGUGCCAUUUUGAAAACAGUUCCGCCAUUUUGUCACGGAAGGUAGCAUUCAGUUGGAAGGUACAAGCUCGUUAUUUAGGUUUAUUGUUAAGGUGGAAAGAUAUAAAUAAAAAAUGUUUUCUA